CCUUCCUCCCCCUGCCAUCAGCCAUUUGUCGACAUCCGAAGUCUAUCUCGCUACAUCUCGGAAGCAGAAUGUCCUCUGGCCCUGGAUUUGCACAAUCACCCGGCUUUCCCAUGCAAGCUAACGUCUUCCCCGCCUACGCGGACGGCAAACUGCCAGACCAGCAGCCGCAGGACGCGCAGAACCAGGGACAGCAGGUCCAGGGCGACUCGAACUCGCCGAAGAUGUUCAUGGAGAAUUUGGAGACGAUCCAGACGAGCUUCCUUGGCGAGGUGCUGCAGGUGUCGCGCAUGGUUCUGGAUGGCAUGCAGAAUGCUUACCACAAGGGAAAUAGCCCAUCGAAGAGCACAGCCUACAUUCAGGCGCUGAGGGGCCAACUCGAGUUCCUUGCCAGACUGCUGCUACAUUCCGGCGUUGGAGGAUUGCCUGUCGUGAACAGGGCAUCUACAGAUCCUCCGACAAUAUUUACCGAGGCGCAGCUGGAGGCCAUGACGAAAGAAUCCAUUGACCGGCUAUACGAGCAGUUAGAUCGCUCGCACAGGGCUGCUGGCGCUGUGGCGAGCCUGAUUGACGCACCCUUGCAAGAGCCAGUCAACCGAACUCAGUAACCAAACAAGCGAAUUGCUCAAGUCAUGCAAUCCGCGAGCAUGUCGUUAUGCUGACGCAGUACCGGAUAACUCCAUGGCCUGUAAGGCCUCUCAGGCUUGCCAUGGGCAGACGCCAACGAACAUCGGCAUGUCGUGAGGGUCAUAUCAUUGACGAGUCUGCUUGGUUGAGGAGUAAAAAAGUUGGUAGAAGGAUGCAAGCCGUGCGCAAGUGUAGCAUAACGUGCCC
This is a messenger RNA of Schizophyllum commune H4-8, 831 nucleotides long. RefSeq lists its product as uncharacterized. The transcript has 4 exons. Bases 69 to 605 code for a protein of 178 amino acids. Lineage: Eukaryota; Fungi; Basidiomycota; Agaricomycetes; Agaricales; Schizophyllaceae. The record is from RefSeq and is a predicted model, not a curated record.